Ostrea edulis (European flat oyster) is the source of this 1035-nucleotide messenger RNA. RefSeq names its product calmodulin-like protein 4. Gene Ontology annotation, cellular component: cytoplasm; myosin II complex. Bases 162 to 614 code for a protein of 150 amino acids. Gene Ontology annotation, molecular function: myosin heavy chain binding; calcium ion binding. The record is from RefSeq and is a predicted model, not a curated record. The transcript is spliced from 5 exons. NCBI's taxonomy places the organism in Eukaryota, Metazoa, Mollusca, Bivalvia, Ostreida, Ostreidae.
GUUUUACAUCCUGUUAAAGAAAUGAAAUAAUACAAUCAUAACACAUUACAAUAUCGUUUGUCAGAAAUCCAUUCAAUUAUUUUAUAUUUGAUGACAUCUUAUGAAACUUUAGAAGCUCCGCAGAAAAUUGUUUACAAAGGGGAAUAAUCGAUCAAACCAUCAUGGCAAAGUUUUUCAGUCAGACGGAUAUAGACAAGUUCAAGGAAUGCUUCUUCUUCCAUGCAAGGAGGGGGCACAUUUCCCAGGAGCAGGAGUUGUCCCUUAUAAUGAGGUCACUGGGAUAUAGUCCCACCCCACAGGAGGUGUCCAAGUACUUCAAUAAGUACAACAAAGACAAUAAAAUAGAAUUUGCCUCAUUCCUGGAAGCAAUGCACGACCAAUCAAGUGCUGAAAAUCCUGAAAAAGAAUUACUGAAUGCCUUUAAGUCACAUGACAAAGAGAAGAGGGGUUAUGUUAAUGCAGCCGAGGUCCAACAUAUCAUGAUGAACAUAGGAGAAAGACUGAGUCGACAGGAAGUUGAUGCUUUAUUCCGAGAGCUUGGUGUUCAACCCGGAGGACAGAUACGCUACAAUGAUUUCGUGAAAGCACUGCUGACUCCUGUUCCGGACUACUGAGUCCAGUCUUUUGGUCGUGUUAUUUCCAGGACCACCACACAAUCAAAAGUCGCCUGAAAGACAAAUGUACAUUAAAGAGGGAGACCAAUCUCCAACAAUAGACUUAUUCUGAUCAAUACAAUGAAAACAAUGCUUAAAAUUCUGAGUACAAUGCUACAUGUUAACAUAUAGAAGAUAUAUCUACAUGUAUUAUUAGAGUAUUUGAAUGGAGUUAGAUAAGAUAUUGGUUAAGUAAUCCACAGCAUUUCCACAUGUAUUCUGCAUUUUUGAUUUAUUUUGCCCAUACCGUGAUUUAAAAGUACACACAUGAUUAUAUAUUCAAUAUUAAAAUUGCAUUUGUGUAUAUAUAUAUAACCUACAUUAAUGUUGAACAUUGUAAUCAUGAGAAGUUGUGAGAUAAAAUGUAAUGAUUUAUAGUGAA